AUGGAAACGCAUCUAGAGUCAUGUUGGAACAGGAAAGUGUAAUCCGCAAACGGGUUCCACGCAAAAAAAAACCCUCCAACCAAACAACAUAAUGGUCUCCGCCCACCUAACUUUACACUGGGCACAAUGCCGUCACCAAGCAAGGUUUAUCUGGCAACCGGCAGACUCAUCCAUCAAAUUUAGCCAGAUAGUGGAGCGCGAUUUAUCAUACCAGGGAAUAUGUCUUCAUGCUUCACGCCAUUAUAUUGGACACUUUGUACUGGACUUGGCAGUGUAAUGCUUGGAUGGUCGAGGAAACCUAUUCCACGGAUCUCUCUAGACUUCUGUCCCCUUCAGUGUUCUGUUGUUUUAGGUGGCCUACCACUCAGUGGCUGAGUUGCUGCUGUUUGCAGAGGCAGUCUGCAAACCUACGUGAAUUUAAACACUGGUUGCCAUGGUGUUGACUGACACAGGUAGACUUCAUUCCUAAUGUUGCAGUUCAUGCAAAGUGAGGUGCAGGUACAGCACCUGAUUGACCAGCAUUCCGCAACACUGUUGCUGCUUUCCCCGCAGCCACAAGUGUUGCUUAAAAUGUCAAAACAAGCCUGUCAAACUUUCCUGUAUUUUAGUAUCACAAACAUCUUCUCGAACACAUGAUUUACGGUUUGUCUCUCAUGACUGAACAAAGGAGAUGUAAUCUUUUCCAGUUUUCCCAUCUCCUAUUAUCAGCCGUUUUCAUCAGCUUGUGCAACGUCUUAAAGGUGACAUGCUGAACGAAACGAUUGUUACAAAAGAUUCAUGUGAUGAAAGAAAAAAAGAGUCAAUCAACAUCUUAGGAUAAAGGCCGCUACUAAAAAGGGAUUCCUGCCAGAAACAUCCCCACAUUUUGAAAUGAAAAUGAAAGCAAGCUUCUGGUGAAAGAGUUGGGAUCAUUAGGAAAAUCAGUGCAUAUCCGUCAGAGGAAAAACAAAGGGUCGGCACCAUUUCAGCAAAUUAAUAAGUGAUCCCUUUGGACUCAUAAGCUCAACAUGUCCAAACAAUGGGCACCUAAUUUCAAAACGACGAGUGCGGCUGAUAGUUACGUAACAGAAACUCUCUUAUCGAAAUAAACACCAGACAAGCUCUCUGUCAUUAUGUUUCUCUAGGCUGUAGAGUUACACUGCUGCAGAAAUUAGGCUGGACGUUAUGAGGUUGGCUUUUUGGUUCUGUCUUUAAAACAGAAAACCAGCUAGCUUUAAGGGAAAGCUGCAUAGAGACACUUAAGGAAGCAAUGUUCUUCUGUUGCUCCUCAAGUAGUCAUUGGUUUGCCGAUAAGUAACAAAGGCUGCAUUUCAGUGAAGAACUUAAUUGUGAAAAUAGGAUUACAAAACAUGACUGUGAAUCAAAAUGCUAACGCUUUUGGCCAGUGACUGCUGGAGAUUGGCACCAGCUCUGAGGAAACACCACAAGGAUGGGCAGUAAAGGAAACAGGAGUUCAGCGAUAUGUUACGGCUCUUUGUGUAGCAGCGACGGGGUGGGAGGAGAGGAGCAGCAGAAGGCGGAGGAGGACACACUGACAGGACGCUCUGAGUUCAUCCGCACCCCAUUCUCCCGCUCAUUCCCCAACCGCUCAGCUCUCUUUUGUCGUCUCAACUACAAACUGUCCAACUCCUUCCACACAUUCACCAUCAGGAGACGCCACACUGAAAAAGGACCUGGGAUAUAUAUGCUAAUUUUAUGAGACACCAAGCAAGGCACUGACAGCAGAGGAAGACAUAUUGAGGGUAACCUGGCUUCACAACUCAAUGGAGCGAUGCAGCGUUGACAGGCACUGAUGUGACCACAGGACUUAAGGGUUGUUGCAGGACCUAAAGGAGAGCACUUCACCAGAACAGAGUAAAAGAAUUUGGCUAACCCAAUGGAAGACCAAGAGGAGGACUUAUCUACUGGAUUUGGGCCACUCUUUAUCAGAGAAGAACAGGGGGAUACAGAUGGAAGCAUCGUGGAACAGAGUGAUGGUAAGCAAAACCCCAAAGGGCAAAACUUCACUGGAAAACCGGGUAACCAGCCAAUGCCGUACCUACAGGAAAUGGACGUCUUACUGAAAAGUUGUGAAAAGCUUACAGGUAUUCCUUUUAGAUCACGCCACAUUGAGGGUUACUCCGAAGCAAGUCUGAGUAAGUCCAGUUGGAAUCGAGGCAAAGAGGAGAUCCGAACAGAAACCCAUGUCGAAGCAAGCAGUUCUCCUCAAGAUAGCAGUUCCUCCUGCUACAUUGACACACAUAUGGACCAGACUGAAACAAAAGCCGAACGGGCAGAAAUCCAAAACUUAGGCACAAUAAUCCACAGGCAUGGGACGUCUUAUCACUCAGAGAUGCCUCUAUCCUCAGUUGGCAACAACCUGAGUGCCAGCAUGUUGGAGUGUGAGGGCCAGCUGUUGGGGAUCUUGGCCAUGCUUGAAAGUUGCAUGGAGGAGGCUGGCAUGGAGUUUGAGCCACAAGAUCGGGCAGCAGACGCAGGCCAAGACUAUGUGCACAUCAGAAAGGAUCCACAACAUCCUACUGGUACAGCCCAGACCGAGGAUCAGCCAGAGAGCCAAACACUGUUGCCAGUGAAUGCUGAUUCUUUUGGCAAAGGCAAUAAUGCUUCAGAGGCUGGUGAGAUUGGAGAAGCAAUAAAUUCAGCAAGAAAAGGAAGCCCACAUGAUCAUUUGGUUGAUUGCUCAAAGGAGAGACCAGAGAGGCAAAGUAAUCUUGUAGUAGAUCAGAGGCCUGACUUCUUGUUUUCAGAUCUGCAAGUGCCUCUGGAGCAAGCAAACCAAGAUCCAAAGGUCUGUGGGGAAACAAGCACUGGACAAAGGUUCAAUGAAGAGAUUGAGACUAUAGAAGACAUUGCCAAAGCAGGAAUAGAUGACAACACGACUGAAGAGAGACAUAAAACUGAUCUUGAGUCGGACAUGAAUAGAUUGAGGUCUCAGAUGGAGGACUGCAUAGAGGAGGUGCAGCGGUUGGAGAAACGGAGGAAGGAGUUACUGUUGGAGGUGCUGCUGCUGAGAGGGCCCAGAGACAAAGAGGAUGUGGAAAGGGGAAGUAGGGACGAAGAGGAGACCGAGGAGUCGAUUGACAGAAAAGCUGUGGAGCUGUUCACUAUUCUCAGGGCAGAAGAGGAGGGAAGGCGAGAUGAGAGAAAAAGGGAGAUUCAAGGCCUCAGGGAAGAGAGGGCAGAGGAAGAGAGGAAGACAUGGAAGGUGAAUCUGGAGAGACAGGGACUGCAAGACGAACUCAGGAGGCUGAGGAGGAAGCUGUUUACUGUGGCAAGGGACUGUGCCCAGAGUCAGGCAACACUAAACAAUCAGCGCUGUGAUGUGGAGUUACUGAAGACGGAGGAGGAAAAGUUGAACUCUUUGGUGUUGCAGCUGACAGAGGAGACUUGUCAACUCAGAUCAGACCAGCAGGAACAAGUGUUGGAGCUAGAAGCAGAGCUUCAGCGCAGAAGCUCCGGACAGACCUCCAACCCUCAGGAGGACCUGACUGAGUGCAGGAGGAAUUCCUGUGAGGACGUCCAGCAGUACGUCCAGGGUGGGCUGAAAGCACUGGAAGACAGAUACGAGCCCAUUUUGGAGGCACUGCUGAAGAGAAAAGAGGCAGCGGCUGGUGCCCUGGUGAAAGCCAAAGAGCAGUCCCAGGAGCUGAGGGUCCAGGCCAAACCUCUGAGGGAGGAGAUUCAGAAACUGGAGCUGGAGAGGACCUGUUUGGAGGAGAGACUCAAACUGACCGACAUGCAGAGGCAGGAGGAUGCAGGUCGCCACAAGGAAGCUGUGCGUUUUCUGGAGGAGAGAAUCCGAGAGCUGAGGACAGAGCUGGAGAUUCAGAAGAGAAAAACAAAGGACCUGGAGGAGUUGAGAGAAAACCUCACCAAGCAGCUCCUGCUUUACAGGACACCAACCGAGGUCCACCACAGCUGUGAUCAGCAAGGAAGAACAUGAUCAUGCUUUUCUUUUUGGUUGGAAAACAGCCUUGUCAUUUGUGUUGUGAUUUUGAAUUUGCAAAAGAGAGUGAGCUUCAUAGAUUUCAAGUACGCACUUUACCCAAAUUGUUUGCCUGUAAAGUAGGACGCGCCAUGCAGGAAGGUUUCUGUUUCGAAUAAAGGCCUGGUGUUUCUAA
Molecule: messenger RNA, 4121 nt
Organism: Xiphophorus maculatus (southern platyfish)
Lineage: Eukaryota; Metazoa; Chordata; Actinopteri; Cyprinodontiformes; Poeciliidae
Gene: sync
Product: syncoilin, intermediate filament protein
Exons: 9
Coding region: 1877-3943 (688 amino acids)
Cellular component (GO): intermediate filament
Source: RefSeq, a predicted model, not a curated record